AUGCAGUUCUCCAGCCUCUUCAAGCUUGCUCUCUUCACCGCCGCAGUCUCUGCUGAUACCGUCUCAUACGAUACCGGCUACGAUGACGCUUCUCGCUCCCUGACUGUCGUCUCCUGCUCCGACGGCGCCAACGGCCUCAUCACCAGAUACCACUGGCAAACCCAGGGCCAGAUCCCUCGCUUCCCGUACAUUGGUGGUGUCCAGGCCGUCGCGGGCUGGAACUCCCCCAGCUGCGGCACCUGCUGGAAGCUCACCUACAGCGGCAAGACCAUCUACGUCUUGGCUGUUGACCACAGCGCUGCUGGCUUCAACAUUGGCCUCGACGCCAUGAAUGCCCUGACCAACGGUAACGCCGUUCAGUACGGACGUGUCGACGCCACCGCCUCUCAGGUCGCUGUGAAAAACUGCGGUCUGUAA
Messenger RNA from Trichoderma gamsii, 417 nucleotides. Its product is annotated as protein SnodProt1 precursor. Lineage: Eukaryota; Fungi; Ascomycota; Sordariomycetes; Hypocreales; Hypocreaceae. The coding region runs from base 1 to 417 and encodes 138 amino acids. The record is from RefSeq and is a predicted model, not a curated record. The transcript is spliced from 2 exons.